Messenger RNA from Paecilomyces variotii, 2663 nucleotides. RefSeq lists its product as hypothetical. Gene Ontology annotation, cellular component: intracellular membrane-bounded organelle; Mon1-Ccz1 complex. The record is from RefSeq and is a predicted model, not a curated record. The coding region runs from base 103 to 2541 and encodes 812 amino acids. Gene Ontology annotation, biological process: vesicle-mediated transport. NCBI's taxonomy places the organism in Eukaryota, Fungi, Ascomycota, Eurotiomycetes, Eurotiales, Thermoascaceae. The transcript has 5 exons.
CCUCAAAGUACCGAAACCAGCGAUCAUGAAUCCAACGGUUGUAUCUUCUCACUAUUUCCAGUGCCUCUCUACUGGCGGAUAGAGGCACAGAUCGAUUAUGCGAUGCCUGAAGCCGAGCCAGGAUCUGUGAUCCCCGCGCAACUCUCGUUCCUCGCGAUCUACAACCCCCUCCUCGGGACGUCGGAGGAGACAUUAGCGGAUCAGAUCGUCUUCUACUUCUCCAAAGCAGCUGCAGAGUCCGACGCUUUUAGCGAUUCUGCUGAUGCCGCUUCUUCAGCCAGGAAAGAUGACCGGGAUGUGAAGCUGCGCCAGAUAGGGUUGGCGCAGGGGAUGGUGAGCUUUGCUAGAAACUUUUCCACCGGAGAGGCGCUGGAUUCGGUUGAAACUGAGAGGUCCCGUAUUGUACUCCACGAAUUGGAGAAGAACUGGUGGAUACUGGCUUCAGUUGACCUGACUCGUCUUCCCUCGAAUUCUAAUAACGGAUCUUCUUCUACUCCCAAUGACUCUCGGUUCGACUACUCCUCAAGGGAGGUUAGCCCUCCUCACCUUUUGGUACAGCAACUCCGACGCGCACACUCGAUCUUCUUACUUCACCACGGUACCUCACUGGACGAGCUUUAUAACCGAGUGGGAAGGGAAACAGCCUGCAGGUUUCUUGACCGAUUUUGGACCCGCUUCGCAUGGACAUGGGAUAUCCUUCUAAAUGGUAACCCGGCUGCGGAAAUCUAUAACGGUAUAAAACUUGCCGCUGGCGGGGAGCUUGGUAUCGGCGUCGGGGAAGAAGAAUGGGGAAGCGGGGAAAGAGAGGUACUGGAAGACUUUGUCUACAGAACUGAUGGGCUUCUCGAUCUGGUCGUCUCGAGAUUCGGUGAUGCGGUACCUCCAACUGACGGGUCUGACUCGCCGAAGAAGAAAAAUGGUUCUUCAGACGUACCGUCUAACAAAUACCCCUGGCUUGGGUCAGAUACAUGCCCACGCCCUUCUGACGGAGUUAUCUUCUCCGGUGUUGGAGCAAUUUCAAGGGAAUCCUUGAUUCAAGUUUCGCAGUGGAUGGAAUGGAUUUACAGGUACGGAGAAGCUGCAUAUGGAGUCAACGAAAACCCGAGCUCUCUUCGACGCCGAAAGCGACGCAGGCGACAACUUAGUCGGCAUAUCAGAGAUCCCAGUGGGGCUUCUGGCACUCAGAUGAAAGUGCACCGCAAUGCUUCACAUGGUGGAACACCAACACGGGAUCUCUCCCCCGGAAUACCGCCUCCACUCGUCGCACUGCCGCCGCAGCCUAUUGAAAAUGCUUCUACGAACGAGGCUUCUAGGGAUGCUAGCAGGACCAGAAGCACUGGGACCGAAACACCUGAUGACUCGUCUGGAUUUGGUACCGAUACUGUUGUGAAAUAUCUCACAUUAGGCUACGGUUCCUCGUGGGGAUUUCCUUCUUUAUCUCUCCCUUCACACCCUCGCUUGUCUAUUUUACGUCAAUCAGACGGGUCGGGCAGUGAGGCUGGUCAGAGUCUGAACUCGUCUGCCACUCGUCCUGCAACUCCAUCGGACAGGUUGUCUCGGGAAGAGAAAAGACGGAGUCCGGCGGACGAUGCCGUAGGCAAAUUCAUCAUUGGCCUCCGCGAUGAUCUCGAGGACGAAGACAGCGAUGACGAGGAUAUCAAAGACGGUAACGCACAACAAAAUACCGAAGAGAAGGUCCCCAAAAACAGCAGGACGAUGCUAAGGACUCUACAUGUACGGAUGACCACGGCUAGCGGAGAUAAAGAUACACAAGACAUUUCCUCAGAAGAGGUCUCUAAGAAAUUACAAGUAGUUGUCUACGUGCAUCGUCCAUUUAUGUUUACGUUUCUCUUCGAGCUACGAACUCCAACAUUAGCCUAUCCAACAUUUUACCGAAGCAUACACCAUCAGCUUGGGCCCCUCCAAAAGCCGCUCCUAUCGUCAACUUCACCGGAGAACGUAUCUCAGAGAAUAUCUACUAAUGGCGCUGCUGCUGCUAGCAGCAGGAGGCCCAGUGCUCCGAAACAGCCGAUCUACGACCUUGUAUAUGACCCUUCGAAUCGAACGAUACGUUCUUCUAUUCCAAAUAUACCAGACCCGGGCGUUUUUGUCGCGGAAGGCCCGUCCGACAUGCGGCCAUGGUCCAGGCUUGAAGCCCUCAACGUACACCAGCGAAUUCUUGCAACAUACAGCGAGACACUGUUACGGCCGCUGGAUAUGGAGAGGACAUGCAAGACGAACCGCAGCUGGUGGGUCACCUGGGUGCGAAUCCCUCAUUCUGGGAAAGGGACCGUACCAGAGCAGGGUGCAGCGGAGAGCGAGUCUUUCAAAUCAGCAUUCUUGAUCCGAAAAGCAAGUGACUAUGCCACCACUGCUGGGCAUUCGCGCGCAAGUAGUGGAUCGAGAUUCUUCAGAGAUCUCAGCGGUGCGUCCUCACUCAGUCCAAGUGGUCUCAGCUCCAUGACCUCAGGGAAGCUCGCUGAGGGUGUCGGGUUGGAUCCGAGGAGGUAUAUAGAGAGCCUGUUGAGCUUGAACAGAUGAUGAGUAUUUAUUCAAUCCAUGUAUAUACUUAUGCGGCGGUAUGCCCAAUGAACUAGAUACAUGCGUACAUACAAGACACAUUAUGAGACAAUCCUUCCACCGCUUUGGAGAUCCAGUAGAGU